Otolemur garnettii (small-eared galago) is the source of this 1060-nucleotide messenger RNA. It is a transcript of the gene IFT20, whose product is annotated as intraflagellar transport 20. The transcript has 6 exons. The record is from RefSeq and is a predicted model, not a curated record. Gene Ontology annotation, cellular component: centrosome; cilium; intraciliary transport particle B. NCBI's taxonomy places the organism in Eukaryota, Metazoa, Chordata, Mammalia, Primates, Galagidae. Bases 364 to 762 code for a protein of 132 amino acids. Gene Ontology annotation, biological process: intraciliary transport; centrosome localization; protein localization to cilium.
CAGGUGGUGACGUUAUGGGUGAGCAGGUUGUGUAGCCGUGGCAGCGGCCGGUGCUGGCUGGCCAGGCACCGGCUGCCGCUGACCGGAGAGAAGCUCCUGUUGACAUCAGCCUGGGCCGCAGUGUGCUACCGCUACCGGGCCGGGCAGGGCGGGCACCAUGUUGCAUUCGUCUUUGUACCCUCAGCAUCUAGCAGUGUUGGCAUGUAGUAGGCACUCAAGAAUGUGUGUUGAAUGAACAAUGCCUGUGACAAGCAGCUGGACUUUAUUCUUUCCUGACCCUUGCUCCUAUGACACAUCUCCUCCUGACUGCCACUGUCACCCCUUCAGAGCAGAACUUCUCUAGUGAACUCAAGGGAAACAGCUAUGGCUAAGGACAUCCUGGGUGAAGCAGGGCUGCAUUUUGAUGAGCUGAAUAAGCUUCGGGUGUUGGAUCCAGAGGUUACCCAGCAGACCAUAGAGCUCAAGGAAGAGUGCAAGGACUUUGUGGACAAAAUUGGCCAGUUUCAGAAAAUAGUCGGUGGUUUAAUUGAGCUUGUUGACCAACUUGCAAAAGCAGCAGAAAACGAGAAGAUGAAGGCCAUCGGUGCUAGGAACCUGCUCAAAUCUAUAGCAAAGCAGAGAGAAGCCCAACAACAGCAACUUCAAGCACUCAUAGCAGAAAAGAAGAUGCAGCUAGAAAGGUAUCGGGUUGAAUAUGAAGCUUUGUGUAAAGUAGAAGCAGAACAAAAUGAAUUUAUUGACCAAUUUAUUUUUCAGAAAUGAACUGAAAAUUUCACUUUUAUAGUAGGAAGGCAAAAAAGGCCCAAACCAAAAAACCUCUACUAUUCCAGCGACUUGACUAACAAUCUAAGUACGUCAGUGUGUGAGGAGCGCAGCCCUCUGAAGGCAGCACUGCAAGGCGGGGGGCUCACUGUAAGCCUCAGUGCACAGCUGCCACCUGUGGCCACAUAGUAGGGUCUUCUUGCAUUCUUAGUCUGAACUGAACAGUUUGUAAGCUUUGAUCCUUUUUUGUAAACAAAGCUUUGGAAGAAAAAGCAAUAAACUUUUCCAAAUGGUUCUA